CCUUCCCUUCUUCUUUAAAACUUUCUAGUUGAUCCAUAUAAAUUUCCUCAUGCAAGUCACCAUGGAGAAAUGCAGUUUUCACAUCUAACUGCUCAAGCUCAAGCUCAAGAUUCAUAAACUUUCAGCCAUUCAGCUAGGUCUAGUGGUAUGGUUCUGUCUUCUACUUAAACUGCAGUGGAAAUCUAAUGCCAUAAGUCUGACAAAAAUAAGGAUAAUGAGUUCCUUCGUUACAUUGCCUUGAAUGCUGGUUAGUGGGUCCCUCUAUGGGGCUCUUCUUGGCUCCCUCUAUGGGGCUCUUCUUGGCUCCCUCCUUGUUUACACAAUUUGCAGAUUUCCUUGGGAGAAGAAGGGAACUUAUAUCAACUGCAUUGCUAUAUGUACUUGGCACUUUGAUAACAGCCCUCGCUCCAGGCCUUGGUGUUCUCUUAGCAGGACGGCUACUCUAUGGCCUUGGUAUUGGCUUGUUGGAAUAUUUUGUAGGAAACUUUCAAAUUAACGCCAUUGGAGGAUGGCCUUACAUGUAUGGAUUCAGUGCCCAAGUAGCAUUACUUAUGGGAGUUGGCAUGUGGAGUCUUCCACCAUCACCAUGGUUGUUACUUCUUAGGGCAGUUCAGGGUAAAGGACCUUUACUACAGUACAAAAAGGAGGCCACCCUUGCACUAAGCAAAUUAAGGGGCUGGUCUCCCAAUGAUGAAGCCUCUGAGAGUUAAAUAGAAGAUACCCUCAUCUCAGUAAAGUCUACUAAUGUGGAAAAGGAAUCUGAGGGGAAUUUCCUGGAGAUAUUUCAGGGGCCAAGUUUGAAGGCUUUUAUAAUUGGUGGUGGUUUGGUUCUCUUUCAACAGGUAUUUCUCAUUUUUGCUGGCACAGACAGUUUACAGUUAUUUUCUUUUAAGUUGUAUUAUGCAUUUUUAUUUUAUGGUUCUUCUAACAAACAAGUAAUGGAGAU
This is a messenger RNA of Rubroshorea leprosula, 946 nucleotides long. The record is from the annotation of a GenBank genome assembly. Lineage: Eukaryota; Viridiplantae; Streptophyta; Magnoliopsida; Malvales; Dipterocarpaceae.